AUGAAGUCAGUCAGACAGCAGAGGAUUCACAACUUGGCCAACAAAGAGCACAACACCACUGGUCUCCUCCCUUAUUACAAAGAGGAAAGGAUGGUCAGCUACAAAGUCAAACAAGGCCACGGGCUUGAUGUACAUCGAACAUCCAACCACGUUGACACAAGCCGAAGCUGCUGCAGCCUCCGUGCCCUGUUCGUCCACCUCUACGUAUGCUUUAUGAAAAAAGAGCGAGAUUUCGACCUCAAAAUCGAAGCUUAUUUUAAACUUGGGGAGACGAAAAUCCCCCAUUUUCACUCUUUCACGUGGCGUGUGGUGCUCUAUGAACCCAGAAAUCGAGCCGAAUUUCUCAACGAGCGCCUGCAAGCCAUCCCUGGCAUUGGGAAGAAAGAAGUACAUGGAGAAUGCCCGCGUGUCCUGACCCUUUUGAACCUUAAAAUCGUCAAAGGCGAGCGCGAAUUGGUCCUUGGAGCUGGUCAUGAAGGGGACACGGACAGAACUUCCGUUCAAGAGGAAAAAGUCGCGAGUGCAUUUGCAAUGAUGAGCUUAGUCAUAUUAGUGACUGAGCCGGAUGGGAGCAGAUCUUUUAUCAGACCAUUUGUUUUCUUCUCGGCCCAAGCAUUCACUGCGUCUCUUGCCACAUUAGACUGA
Messenger RNA from Striga asiatica, 645 nucleotides. NCBI's taxonomy places the organism in Eukaryota, Viridiplantae, Streptophyta, Magnoliopsida, Lamiales, Orobanchaceae. The record is from the annotation of a GenBank genome assembly.